Molecule: messenger RNA, 414 nt
Organism: Parasteatoda tepidariorum (common house spider)
Lineage: Eukaryota; Metazoa; Arthropoda; Arachnida; Araneae; Theridiidae
Source: RefSeq, a predicted model, not a curated record
AACUGCUUUAAUUAAUUGUGUUUUAGUUAUCAUAUCUUAUAUUUAUAAUUUUUCAGACUCAAUUGAAACAAGUUGACUCAUCAUCUGUGUGGCUAGCUGUUUCUGAAGAUUGUAUAACAUUAUUAGAUUUCACUACAAUGCAACCCAUAGUUCGCUAUCCUUAUGGCGUAGUUGUUACCUUCGGUGGAUGUAAAGAGGAUUUUAUGCUGGUCGUGUGCCAGACAACAGUUGACCAAAAAACGUCAGGAGAAGGUAUUCAGGUGACUGAGCGCCUCCUCUUCUCCAUGCCUAAACCAAAGGAUGUCCAGGGUAUUACGAAUCGAUUCAUGACGCAACUGUAUUAUGUAUUUAUACCUAGGAUGUUGUGAUAUCAUGGCUAGUGUUCAUAUUAUUGUUUAUUACGACAAGGUUCGG